CGAGGAAGAUGAACAAUAAAAUUUUUCCCAUGCAUUCUUGAUUUGACAAAGAAUUGGGUAUUUUCUCAAUUGCAAUUUACAAUCAAUUUUCCAAGAAAAAUAGAAAAGAAGUUCAUCCAUCUUUCGCUUGGAUUGUAUGAGAACGAAGUCAAUUCUUGCAACUGACAAACCAACCCUCCAUCCAUAUGACAAAAGUCAAACCAAAAAGCCAAAUCGGACCCUCAGGAGGUUCACAUAGCCAAAGAAGCUUUAACCUAAAUUACAACAAUUACCCUUGAUGAAACUAUUUUGCCCUCUAAGAUUGUAUCUCAAUUCAAAAGCAGACAGAGCAAACAUUAAAAAUUCCAAAAAUAUUUAAAAAGUACCCUUGAUAACAACUUCUCCGAAACGGAGGGAGUUCCAGCUCUGCAAGAAUGAAAGCCUACCCAUGGUAAAGUUAUGUGUUCCUUAGCUGUCAUACAUAGGGAAAACAUAACCCAUCCUCUUUCCAAGAAAAACCUCUUUACCUGAUCUUCUCCCUCCUAUAUAUAGUGCCUGCUUAAAAUACCCAAUACAUCUCAAAAUACAAGAACAUCCUUUGAAGAAAUCAUAGUCAUUAGUCUGCAAGCUUCAUAAUCCAUCCAAGGAUUAAUGGCAGGGAUUGGUAAAACAGCUCCUGAUUUCGAGGAUUUAUUGCCAGCGAUGGCUGAGAAGCUGGGCGGAGAAGGGCUGAUGAGGGAGCUGUGUAACGGGUUCAAGCUGCUGAUGGACAAAGACAAAGGGGUCAUCACUGUGGAGAGCUUAAAGAGGAAUGCGGCAAUGCUGGGGUUGCAAGAUUUAAGAGACGAUGAGCUUGUAAGCAUGGUGAGAGAAGGUGAUCUCGAUGGUGAUGGGGCUCUCAAUGAAAUGGAAUUUUGUGUAUUAAUGUUCAGAUUAAGCCCUGGAUUGAUGGAAGAGUCCCAGUUACUGCUAGAGGAGAUUCUUGAAGACGAGCUCAAAACUGCUGCGUUCUAAACGAGAUAUUUUUUGGGCACCUCUUUUUUUCUCUCUUUCUUUUAAUUUUUUAUGUUUAUCAUAGAUGACAGAAGGGGCAUUGCCCAAAACACUACAUCGUUUAAUAUUUGUAAAGGAGUUCAUUGAUCUUCUCAUUUAUUGUCAAAAUAAUACAUUGUCUUGGUAUA
This is a messenger RNA of Durio zibethinus, 1160 nucleotides long. The record is from RefSeq and is a predicted model, not a curated record. Lineage: Eukaryota; Viridiplantae; Streptophyta; Magnoliopsida; Malvales; Malvaceae.